AUGGCAUCUAAUUCUUGGUGGCCCUCGUCUUCAUCAGACGAAGAGGAGAUGUUUUUCGCAAACGUUGUGGUAAAGGCGGCGGAGAUUCUUUUGGAGGAGGAAAAGGAAGAGGAAGAUGGCUCGUCUGAAAACGUUAUUACCAGACGAAUACGGAUUAACAGAGACCGCCAAGGAGCGCACGAGAAAUUGGUGAACGAUUAUUUUUUGGAUGCACCCCUUUACAAUGCCGACAUUUUCAAACGAAGGUUCCGAAUGAGUCGCCGGUUAUUCACACGGAUUGCUGAUGAUUUGGCGGGGCUAGACCCGUUUUUCACGCAACGGUCCAAUGCUCGGAAUUAUGAAGGGUUCACCACGUUACAAAAGUGUACUGCGGCUAUUCGCCAACUCGCGUACGGGACAGUGGCCGACGCUUUGGACGAGUACUUACAGAUGUCGGCAAGAACUUCGCGGGAAUGUUUGUAUCGGUUUUGCCAUAAUGUGGUGAAACUGUAUAGCAAACAAUAUUUGCGGAAACCAAACGUGUGCGAUGUUCAACAGUUGUACGAAGCUCAUGAAGCAAGGCACAGGUUUCCGGGAAUGCUUGGUAGCAUUGAUUGUAUGCAUUGGGCGUGGCAUAACUGCCCGACUGCGUGGCGAGGCCAAUACACGCGAGAUGAAGGUCGGGCGAUUUGUGAGUAUGAUGAGAAUGCAUCUUACGGGAAUACUGUCCCGGUAGAUCCGACGCAACAGGAUUUAAACUCGUUCGCGCUAACCAACGACUUCACGCAUGCAAACCUUCAACAGGAUUUGGUAGAACAUAUAUGGAACAGCGUAAACGUCGGGGACGGUGACGGAGACGAAGACGAGUAG
This is a messenger RNA of Helianthus annuus (common sunflower), 849 nucleotides long. RefSeq lists its product as uncharacterized. The transcript is spliced from 3 exons. The record is from RefSeq and is a predicted model, not a curated record. Bases 1 to 849 code for a protein of 282 amino acids. Lineage: Eukaryota; Viridiplantae; Streptophyta; Magnoliopsida; Asterales; Asteraceae.